Gracilinanus agilis (Agile Gracile Mouse Opossum) is the source of this 3709-nucleotide messenger RNA. RefSeq names its product CD163 molecule (gene CD163). Gene Ontology annotation, cellular component: membrane. Bases 1 to 3642 code for a protein of 1213 amino acids. The record is from RefSeq and is a predicted model, not a curated record. The transcript has 18 exons. NCBI's taxonomy places the organism in Eukaryota, Metazoa, Chordata, Mammalia, Didelphimorphia, Didelphidae.
AUGAAUAGAUUCAGAUGCACAUCAUCUGCAGAUUCUCCCCACACACAGUUUGGCAGCUACUGGGCCCAGAUGAACUCCUGGAUUUGUGGGCUCCCCAUUCUGUUCUUGAGUGCCUAUUUUAUUACCAGCAGUGUUGGGGACUCUAACAUGGAACUGAGGUUGACCAAUGGAAGCAGCAGUUGUGAUGGAAGAGUGGAAGUGAAAUUCCAGGGCCGCUGGGGUCUGGUGUGCAAUGAUGGCUGGAGCAGAAAUGAGAUGUCUGUGAUCUGCAAGCAGCUGGGGUGUCCAUCUACCAUUAAUAUUUCUCAGGAGCAGAACUGGACUGUUGUACCUGGACUCUUCUGGCUGGCUAAUGUUUCCUGCUAUGGGAAUGAAUCUUCUCUCUGGGAUUGUAGACACGAUGGCUGGAGAGAGCAUGAUUGCACUCACAGUCAGUAUGUCCAAGUAUCUUGCACAGACGAAGCUGACUUGGAACUGAGACUGGCAGAUGGCGCUAACCAUUGUGAGGGCAGAGUGGAGCUGAAAGUUCGAGGAGAGUGGGGGACUGUGUGUGACGAUAAUUGGGGCAGUAAGGAAAGUUCCAUAGUGUGUAGACAGAUGGGAUGUGGAUCCGUUCUUCAUUUCCUUGGGAAUAACAAGAAUGGAUCUGGACCCAUUUGGCUUGAUGAAGUUUCCUGCCUUGGGAAUGAAUCCGCUCUGUGGAACUGCCGCCACAAUGGAUGGGGACAGCAUAAUUGUAAUCACGAAGAGGAUGUGUUUGUCAUCUGCUCAGACGGAGCAGAUCUGACCCUGAGGCUGGGUGAUGGGACGAGCACCUGUUCAGGGCGAGUGGAGGUGAGAGUACAUAACGAGUGGGGAACUGUCUGUGACGACAACUGGAACAAGGAUGCUGGGGCCGUAGUAUGUAGGCAAGCGGGGUGUUCAUCUGCUAUGAUCGCCCUCAUCAGCAUUAAUGCUAGUUAUGACAUUGAAGCCAUCUGGUUCGAUGAUGUCUCCUGCAAUGGGAAUGAGUCUGCGCUCUGGGACUGCAAACACAGAGGAUGGAAAACCCACGACUGUGGACACAGGGAGGAUGUUGGAAUGAUGUGUGUAGACUCCUCUGACCUGGAGCUGAGGCUUUUUGGGGGAAGCAGCCAGUGUGCUGGGAUAGUGGAGGUAAGAGUCCGUGAGGAGUCCGGAGUCGUGUGCCGAGGAGACUGGUCGAUGGAAGAGGCCACUGUGGUGUGCAGGCAGCUGGGCUGUGGAGUGGCCGUCAACAUCCCCGUGGAGCACACUUUUGGAGACAUCUCUGAGCAUAUCUGGAUCAAAGGAAUCAAAUGCUUUGGAAAAGAGAAAUCUUUCUGGGAUUGUGGGAAUUGGGAAUGGGGAAAGAGUGCCUGUCAUGAAGAGGAAAAAGCUGCUGUCGUCUGUUCAGGCCACUUGCAGCCUCGACUAAGUGGAGGGGACUUUCCCUGCUCAGGAAGAGUGGAAGUGAAGCACCAAGGCAGCUGGGUCUCUGUCUGCAGUUCUGACUUUCCUCUGCAGAUGGCCAGUGUGUUGUGCCAGGAGCUGCAGUGCGGCAGCCCAGUCUCCAUCCUGGAAGGUGUUCACUUCGGAAAAGGAGAAGGAGAUGGCCAGAUCCUGAGCGAGGAGCUGCGGUGUAAAGGCGAUGAGCCUCAUAUCGCACUGUGCCCCACGGUGCCCAUUCACAACCGGAAGUGCAACGCUGACAUGACCAUUGGCCUGAUCUGCUCAAGGUACACAGACUUCCGGCUGGCGGAUGGCAGCUCCAGCUGUGACGGGCGAGUUGAGAUCCGGCUCCAAGGGGUCUGGGGAAGCCUCUGUGGCUCCCACUGGGAUCUGGCCAAUGCCAACGUUCUCUGCAACCAGCUUAACUGUGGAGUUGCUGUCUCAGUCUCUACAGGGGUGCAUUUUAGAGAAGCAAGAGGCCCUGUCUGGGGGCACGUAUUUCAUUGCGCAGGGACUGAGCCCCAUCUGGAGACUUGUCCAAUGACUGCCUUGGGAGCCUCACUUUGUUCUCCCACAAAUAUCGCUUUUGUCAACUGCUCAGGAAACCAGCGGGGUGUACAAGUCCAAUGCCACGGUGCCCAGCCACCUCCCUGCUCAGAUCCAGACUCUGGUGGAAUCUUCAGGCUCUCCAUUUGCUCGCCUCUUCUUUCCACUUUGACUGGGACGCCAGCCUCGCGCCACCACAGGUCCCCACCCUGCCCCCUCUCCGGCACAUCCCCAAACCAUCCUCUUAAAGCCCAGACGGCACCAUUUCACUUCCCUGAGCUGAGGCAGAUCCGCCUGGUGAAUGGGGGAGAUCGCUGUGCUGGAAGAGUCGAGGUCUACCACGAGGGCGUCUGGGGCACUAUCUGUGAUGACUCUUGGGACCUAAAUGAUGCUCGGGUGGUGUGCAGGCAGCUCGGUUGUGGGGUGGCCUUCAAUGCCACUGUCUCUGCUUACUUCGGAGCUGGAACCGGCCCUAUUUGGCUGGAUGAUAUGAACUGCUCUGGGAAUGAAUCCGAGGUGUGGCAGUGUCCGUCCAGUGCCUGGGGUCAGCAUGAGUGCAGGCACAAGGAAGAUGCCGGAGUUCUUUGCUCAGAGGUCGUGUCUCUGAGGCUACUCGGUGAGUCCAACACCCAGGCCUGUGCAGGACGGCUGGAAGUCUUCUACAAUGGGACGUGGGGCAGCAUUGGCAGACGUAACAUGACUGCCGUCACCGUGGGAGUAGUCUGCAGGCAGUUAGGCUGCGGGGACAAUGGGACUCUUGACCCUGCUCCUACAGACGAGGCAAGUUCCAGAACCAUGUGGGUCAGUGGCGUUCAGUGUCCUAAUGGACCUACCUCCCUUUGGCAGUGUCCAUCAGAUCCAUGGGAGAAGAGACUGGGCAGUGCAAGAGAGGAGGCCUGGAUCACAUGUGUUGGCAGAGUCCGAGUCCGAGGAGGAGACUCCCAGUGUUCAGGGCGUGUGGAGGUCUGGCACGAAGGCUUUUGGGGCACAGUGUGUGAUGACUCCUGGGACCUGGCUGAUGCUGAGGUGGUCUGUCAGCAGUUAGGCUGUGGCUCGGCCCUGGCUGCCCCAGGAGAUGCUGCAUUUGGCCGAGGAAUUGGGCCCAUCUGGCUGAAUAAUGUUCGUUGCAACGGAAAUGAGUCUUCUCUGUGGGAUUGUCCUGCUGAUCACUGUGAGCAGACAGAUUGUGGGCACAAAGAAGAUGCUGGGGUCAGGUGCUCAGGUGUUCCCAUGUCCACAGAACCUCGGGAAGCCUCAGAUCACAAAGCCAUCAAAAUGUUUUGGAUCCUUGGGGUCAUUCUGAUAAUGCUGCUCCUGCUUGCUUUCUUCCUGUGGUCCAAGGCUAGAAGAUGGACGUACCACGUCAGAGUAGGGAAUUUUCUUCAGGAAGUUCUUUACAAGAACAUGGAUGUUCACCAGAAGGGGGAAGAAGAUCUACAUCUAUUCAACCACCCAGAGUCUCCUAAUGGCUUAAGUGGUGGCCCAAGAUCUGAUUCUGAAGUUGCUGGAGAAGUCUUUGAGCCUGAACCACUUCCCAUUUCCUGGAUUAACAAAAAGGAUACUUUGGCACUUCCAGAAGAAUGGAGCAGGAACAGAAAUUCUACAAGUCAACAUCUACAAUUUCUUGAAAGAGACACCACCUUCUGAAGAGAAAUUAGAUAAAAUCAUCCCUUUUAUAAAACACCAUUAUUUCUCUGAAUAUGACUAAAAGCCC